This is a messenger RNA of Ricinus communis (castor bean), 1827 nucleotides long. Its product is annotated as probable transcription factor At3g04930. Lineage: Eukaryota; Viridiplantae; Streptophyta; Magnoliopsida; Malpighiales; Euphorbiaceae. The record is from RefSeq and is a predicted model, not a curated record. The transcript has a single exon. Gene Ontology annotation, biological process: regulation of DNA-templated transcription. The coding region runs from base 252 to 1502 and encodes 416 amino acids. Gene Ontology annotation, cellular component: nucleus.
CCUGGUUGAGUGAAAAACACGCGCCAUUUGAGAGCAUGGGUAAACGAUUUCCUCCGAUAAAACUCUCUACCACCAAAACCACCCCAAAACCAAACCACCCCAUUUCACCAAGUCCUACACGCAACCAAAGAAAAAAAAAAACCAGACCAAACCAACGAUUCCUCGUGAGCCCCUAACCCCACCCAAAAUUAACUACCUUUUUCUCUCUCUCUAAAACUAACCCCCCCAACUUUCUCUCUCUAAACAUUCUUAUGGCCUCGGAGCAACACGACACCGUUUUCGACCACGACCUUGAAGACGACGACGACGAAUCCUCUCAGUCUCAAGAUGACGAUGACGAUCUCGAAAAUGACGAUGCCAUAAUUGAAGAAAACGACGACGUCCUACCUGACGAAGAAGACGAAGAAGACCUCAACCCAAUUUCUUGUUCUCCUGCGAUUGCCGUUCCGGUCGCGGUUCCUUCCGCUUCCGCUGUCACAAUCGCCGUCCCUAACGGUGUUAGCGACGCGCCUUCUCUUUCCUUAGAGUCCACUCCUGACACGAAACGUCAGCGCGUGGAGUCCACGACGACGACGACGCUUGUUAUUCACCAACAACCGCAAGAAGAGAAAAAACCACAGCCGCAACAAAUGGAUGAAUCGAGACGGUUAUUUCAGCGAUUAUGGACAGACGAGGAUGAAAUCGAGCUUCUUCAAGGGUUUCUUGAUUACACGACGCAAAGAGGAAGCAAUCACCAUGACACCGCUUUAUUUUAUGAUCAAAUCAAGUCAAAGCUACAGCUUGAUUUUAAUAAAAAUCAGCUGGUUGAGAAACUGCGACGCUUGAAAAAGAAGUAUCGUAAUGUUCUUAGCAAAAUUAGCUCUGGUAAGGAUUUUUCUUUUAAAAGUCCUCAUGAUCAAGCUACUUUUGAAAUUUCUCGUAAGAUCUGGAGUUCUACCGGCAAAAUUUGUGUUGAAGAUGCUAAUUUGGAUGAUGACGAUGCUAACCCUAGCCCUAACCCUAAUUUUAAUGAUGCCGAUGUUAAAAUUGAGGAUCAUAAUAAAUCUACUCCUAGGUCAAGGAAACGAUCACGUUCCCGCUCAUCUACUGCUGCUGCUGCUGCUGCCCCCGCUGCUGCUGCUGCUUCUGGUGGUCUUAAGUUUGAGGAUAAGCGAUUGCCCAAUGAUACUGACGUUAGUAAUAAUAUUAAUAAUGUUAACAAUAUUAGCAAUAGUAAUGUGAAUGUGUCGCAUUUGAUUGAGGAGACAGUGAAGAGUUGCUUGUCGCCAUUGUUUAAGGAGUUGUUGAGUAAUGCAUUGGCUUCAGGGCCGUGUGGUGCGAGGGGAAUUGGUGGAUUGGCAAUGAAUGCAAUGCCGUUGAGUUUUGGAGUUGGUGAAAUGAUGGUUGAUGAAAAGUGGAGGAAGCAGCAGGUUUUGGAGUUGGAGGUGUACUCGAAGCGCUUGGAGUUGGUCCAGGAUCAGAUCAGAGCACAAUUGGAGGAGUUGCGGUCCAUGGGUGGAUAAUAGCUGAUGAUGAAAUUUUUGGAGUAAGUUUUAUCUCACAGACAGGAUUUCUUGGUCAUUUGAUGUUAUUUUAGCGGAGUAAAUGCAAAUCCUUUUCUUUUUGUUAUUUCUUUUUCUUUUUCUUUUUCUUUUUGAGGUGCGGGCCCAGAUGGGGAAGGCAGUUGUUACCUUUGAUCUUUUUGGUUCAUUUGAUAUAACAGUUGUUGAAUAAUGAUUUACUAAUUUAUUUAGUAGUGGAUAGUUUGUUCUACCUGUAGAUAUAUAUAUGGCUUGAGGGAUAGAUUGGAAUGACUCUUUUAGAAUAAAGAAACAGUUUUUAUCUCAA